This is a messenger RNA of Columba livia (rock pigeon), 1387 nucleotides long. RefSeq names its product replication factor C subunit 2 (gene RFC2). Gene Ontology annotation, molecular function: ATP binding; DNA clamp loader activity; DNA binding. Gene Ontology annotation, cellular component: nucleus; DNA replication factor C complex. The transcript has 11 exons. NCBI's taxonomy places the organism in Eukaryota, Metazoa, Chordata, Aves, Columbiformes, Columbidae. Gene Ontology annotation, biological process: DNA-templated DNA replication; DNA repair. Bases 118 to 1200 code for a protein of 360 amino acids. The record is from RefSeq and is a predicted model, not a curated record.
GGGCCGGGAGCGCGGGGGACAACCCACCCGCCGGCCUCCGCCGGUCCGCCCCGCAAGGCGGGCCCAGGAGCACGGCCCUCCCCUCACGGAGCCGGCGGGCAGACAGCGGCCGUCGGGAUGGAAAUGGAAGUGGAGGAAGUGGAGGCCGCGGAGGACGAGAAGGCCGGGCCCGCAGCAGGCGAGAAGCGCGGAUCGGCCGAAGCCCCGGGGGCUGCUCCCGCCGCCAGCGGCCAUUACGAGCUGCCCUGGGUGGAAAAAUACAGACCCAUGAAACUAUGUGAAAUAGUUGGAAAUGAAGAUACUGUGAGCAGGUUGGAGGUCUUUGCAAAAGAGGGGAAUGUGCCAAAUAUUAUAAUUGCUGGUCCCCCAGGAACAGGUAAAACAACCAGUAUUCUCUGCUUGGCUCGUGCUCUGCUUGGUCCUGCGUUAAAGGAUGCUGUUUUGGAACUGAAUGCCUCAAAUGACAGAGGCAUUGAUGUUGUGAGAAACAAAAUCAAAAUGUUUGCCCAGCAAAAGGUCACACUUCCAAAAGGUCGGCAUAAGAUAAUCAUCCUUGAUGAAGCAGACAGCAUGACAGAUGGAGCACAGCAAGCGUUGAGAAGAACAAUGGAAAUUUAUUCCAAAACAACGCGCUUCGCCCUUGCCUGCAAUGCCUCUGACAAAAUCAUAGAACCCAUUCAAUCCCGGUGUGCAGUGCUACGUUACACCAAGCUGACAGAUUCACAAAUCCUUGCAAGGCUACUGAAAAUUGUUGAGAAAGAGGAUGUACCAUAUACAGAUGAUGGACUAGAGGCCAUUAUCUUCACAGCCCAAGGAGAUAUGAGACAGGCAUUAAACAACUUACAGUCCACAUAUUCUGGAUUUGGCUUUAUAAACAGUGAAAAUGUCUUCAAGGUGUGUGACGAGCCUCAUCCUCUGCUUGUGAAAGAAAUGAUACAGCACUGUGUAAAUGCAAAUAUUGAUGAAGCAUACAAGAUUCUUGCCCACCUGUGGCGACUUGGCUACGCUCCAGAAGAUGUGAUUGGCAACAUCUUCCGUGUGUGUAAAACCUUUCAAAUGCCAGAGUAUCUGAAACUGGAAUUUAUCAAGGAAAUCGGGUACACUCACAUGAAGAUAGCAGAAGGUGUGAACUCCCUUUUGCAGAUGGCUGGACUGCUGGCCAGGCUCUGUCAGAAGACGGCAGCCCCGGUGGCGAGUUAAGGGUUUCACGGGGCAUCCUGGGAGGGGAAGGGCUGGUGUGCAAGAUCAGCAGCGCCCCAUGUGCCCCGAGUUCUGCAUGCACAGAGUCUGUUCCCCACACUUUGCUAAAUUGCAGAAAAAUAACCAGGUUCUAUUGUAAAAAUGUUUUGUACUUCUUUUAUUUAGACCAAUAAAGCUUUAAAACCUA